CCGGGCCCUGCCCGCGGCGCUGCCCCCGCGGCGCUGGGCGGGCGGGCGGUCCCCGCUGCGGCUCGGCGCCUUCUCCUCCUCCUUCUCCUCCUCCUCGUCCUCAACCUCCUCCUCCUCCUUCUCCUCCUCCUCCUCCUCUGGCCGCUGCGGCGCGGGGGCUGCGGGCGGAGCGGCGGCGCCAUGAGCGGGGCGGCGGCGGCGAAGAGCGAGAAGCUGGACGAGGCUCAGGCGCUCGCCCGCAGCUGCGCGGGCAGACCCGACUUCCAGCCCUGCGACGGGCUCUCGCUCUGCGCCACCCACAGCCACGGCCGCUGCUUCCGCCUACACUGGUGCUGCCACCUGGGAUGGUGCCACUGUAAAUACGUCUACCAGCCCAUGACCCCCGUGGAGCAGCUGCCCAGCACCGAGAUCCCCGUCCGGCCCCGGGAGGCCCCCAACACCAUCCAGAUCUCGGUGUCGCUCACCGAGCACUUCCUCAAGUUCGCUCCCGCGUUCCAGCCGCCGCUGCCGCCCGAGGCGCCGCAGUUCUGCACCAUCGCCGACCUGUUCAUCGACAACUACCGCGUCAAGUGCAUCAACGGCAAGAUGUGCUACGUGCAGCGCCAGCCGCCCGCCCCGCACAGGGCCAGGCCCGACGAGGCCUCCGUCCGCAACGCCUUAAUCACCAAGGAGAGCAAUACGCCAAAACCAGAGCACUGCUCGUCCCCCUCCAGCUCUGAGGACUCCGGCAUCAACGCCGUGGGGGUUCACUACAUGGAGUCGUGUGACGAGGACACGGAGGGGGUGGCCGAGCUGAGCUCAGAGGAGGAUUACAGCCCGGAUAGCAGCUGGGAGCCGGACGAGUGCCCGCUCCUGUCGCCCUCGCAGUGCGAGAUGGAAGUGAUUGAGACUAUAGAAACCACUGUGUGACCACACAAGGUGGCUUCGGCUCAGUCCGCUUCCUUCUCAGUAAUGUUGCUUUUGUAGUAUUUCUAUUUUCUGUUUUUCUGACAAUCCCUUUUUUCCGGUGCACUUGAUAUUUCAGAUUCCUGUCAUGGGAGCGCGGUCACAGGACUUACAUAUGGUGAACUAGCAGCAGCCUGAGCAAUUUUAACAUGUUCUCAGCCUGAUCAGCUCUCCCACGUCUGCACGUAAGGUAGUGACAAAUCUUAAGACUUUUCUAGCAGAAACCCUUUCUAGCAGGCCCUUUUGUUGGUCUGGGUUACCCCACACACAACUUCUCACACGAGGACGUGCCACUCGAGAUGUUUUCACCUGUCGGGUUGUUGGCAGGGGUCCCUCAGAGCAGGGGGUGCACGCCUGGAGCAGCAAACUGAGGUGCCCUUAGUCCCUCUCAAACAGCUACACGAGGCUCCUCCGGUCUCUGUCUGUCCCAGCGCCUUGUCGGCCUCUUCCCUAGUGCUGGCGUGGCCUCCUGCGAGGCUGGAAUGGCAGGCUAGAGAAUGCACAAAGUGCCUCCAACUUUUCUCCAGGCUAUGCACGGAGCAGCCGCUGAGCUAGGCCAGGCUCUGAAAUCUCCUGAGAAGGCAGGGCUCGCUCUGGAGGGGCGUGAGUUGCCUGAAUCCAGCUGGUCCCUUUUCUCUGCCUGGAUCUUGGGAAGGGGGUCUGGCUUCUGCAGGUGGGCAGGAGGGGGAGCAGGCACAGUGGGGCAUGGCCAUCUAACCAAUACCACACUGGACUGGGGAGUACCAGGACAGGCGAAGGAAGCGACUACCUCCGAACACCCGCCCCCAGCUCCGCCUCUGCCUCCUCCUGGGCUCUGUGGUGCCAGACACUCAGGACCAAACGGCCUCAGGGCCUGCACUUGCCUGAAGAAUAACAAAGCUUAAACAAAAAGAAUUUUACCAGCCACACCACUGUGUCGGCAGAGUUUGGGGACAGUGUGGAGACGCCCCUGGGAGGUGGCCCACGGGCUCGGUGGCAUCUGAGCUUGUUAAAAUACAGCCUAAGGUCAUCCUAGUGGAGAGAGGAGGCUUUGGCUCCUGCUCUGUGGCUCCCAGUCCAGGAGCAGAUUGGGAGCAGGGGUCCCUCACCCUGGUAGUGGAGCUGUCUCACAGGAGGUUCAGUUUCAGCCCUGCUUGAAGGAAACAAAAAUGUUGCUCAGAUUCCAGCCAGCUCCAGAGAGCUGGAGACAGUAACUCCUGUGUUCCCGCAGCGUUACUGCCCUUCUUUGUGUAGUUGCUGUUUGCGUUUCAGGAGUCCCUGGUGAAUCCAAGGCUGUAUAAACGUGUACAGUUAGUGACUGAUCCUAGAUUAUAGUCUGUGGUAGAGGAUGGCUCAUCUCUCACUGUAUCCUGACAAUGUAUUCCCAAUUUUAUACACUUUGUAAUCAGUAUCUUUAGAAGAUAGGCAACAGUGUAUGUCUGUGCACAUGCGCGUGUCUAGCAGUUUCCAUGGGUGGAUAUAAAGUAAUGCUGUACUUUUUAGACUAAGACUUUCAGACAAAAAUAAUAGGUUUUAUAGUUUUGAUGACUUACAUAAAAAUGUGCAAUGCUUGUGAAACGAGGAACUUGGGCCAUUGCAUGAACGGAUACAUUCUCACAAGGCACCUGAAAAUACUCUCUUUUUCUGGGCGCAUUUAAACAAAGGCCGUAGUAAAACUAAAUAGGAUUUAUUUCGUUUUUAAGGGCGGGGUUGUCUUUCUUGGCUAACUACAGUUUCUAACAACAUUUUUGGUGUCUUUGGACCAUUCAGACACAUUCCAUAGGUAGAAGGAAACAUUAUGUAUAAACCUACAGCAUUUAUUCAUAUUUAACCUUUCAAUUGUAACCUGAGUGGAGAGCUGACCAGGCUCACUCUCAUGCCUGGCUUCUGAGCUUUCCUCCCAGAAAGAGGAAGGCUCUUCCUCCCCUGGGAGCGGCUUCUCCUUCCCAGGCAGGAUGGGUGGGCUGGCACAGCACUUUCCCAAGGGCAGGGGGCUCCUCGCCAGCUCUCCCUAGGGCACCAAGGGCAGGGAGGGCGAGCAGGACUCCCCUGCCCAGCACAGCUCACCUUGUUUGCAGGCAAGCAGGAGCCACAGCCCUGCCUGGGCACUGGCCGGGAGCACGGUGACCUCGGGGGGUGCUGGUGGCAGAGACUCCACAGGGCCCAGAGGGUGCUGUCCCUGUCAGGAUCCAUUCUUUCUGAACUGUAAGUAAUUAGCAAUACCCACAAGCUGUGAGUGUCUCCUACCCAGGAUUUGUUCAGAUGUCUUAAGCACAAUAAGCUGCCUCUUCCUUCUGUUGUUCCUGGAAAAUGUCAGCGGCGCUCCGGGGAGUGCCGGGGCUGCUGGAGAGCGCUGGGGCAGGGCUCAGCCGCGGGGAUCUCCUGCUCCAUCACACACCCGGCUCGGGAGUGCUCCCACGGAAAACGGGGCUCCUUCCUUUGCACAAACACGGGUGUGGCCGUGUUCCUGCAGCCACGCCCUGGGCUGGCUGCUCCCCCUGCCAGGGAGAGGUGUGUGUAUAUUUCCUCUUGAAUAAAAUACUGAACAACUGGCCUCCUGCUUGUCCUGA
Molecule: messenger RNA, 3494 nt
Organism: Prinia subflava (tawny-flanked prinia)
Lineage: Eukaryota; Metazoa; Chordata; Aves; Passeriformes; Cisticolidae
Gene: C11H3orf70
Product: chromosome 11 C3orf70 homolog
Exons: 2
Coding region: 181-909 (242 amino acids)
Biological process (GO): nervous system development
Source: RefSeq, a predicted model, not a curated record